AUGUCUACAUCGGGGUCGUUGGAUCGAGUGGAACUCUGUGAAAGUCUUCUGACAUGGGUUCAAACAUUUGGUGUAGAGGCUCAAUGUAAGACCGUAGAUGACAUGACAAGUGGCAUUGUCAUGGCUCAGGCUCUACAGAAAAUCGACGAAGUCUAUUUCAAUGAUGCUUGGAUUAGUCGAAUCAAGCCCGAUGUGGGGGACAACUGGAGGUUAAAGGUCAGCAAUCUAAAGAAAAUUCUCAAGGGUAUCCUAGAUUAUAACCAGGAGAUUCUUGGGCAACACAUAAACGACUUCACGCUACCUGAUGUCGGUCUCAUUGGAGAACAUUCUGACCCCGCAGAACUUGGGAGGAUGCUUCAACUAAUUCUAGGUUGUGCUGUCAACUGUGAACAGAAGCAAGAAUAUAUCCAAACCAUCAUGAUGAUGGAGGAAUCAGUUCAGCAUGUCGUCAUGACAGCCAUCCAAGAGCUGAUGAGUAAAGAAACGCCAGUGACAGGAGGGAAUGACUCCUAUGUGGAUCUUGACAGACAGUUGAAGAAGUCUGUCGAGGAGCUGAAUGAAGCUUUGGCCACAAAAGAGGAGAUUUCCCAGAGGUGUCGUGAACUGGAUAUGCAGGUCGCAGCUCUGCAGGAGGAAAAGAGCAGUUUGCUAGCAGAAAACCAGGUUUUAAUGGAGAGACUCAAUCAGUCAGACUCCAUUGAAGAUAUUAACAGCCCUGCUGGACGCAGACACCUCCAGUUACAGACACAACUAGAGCAACUGCAGGAAGAAACAUUCAGGUUGGAGGCUGCAAAAGACGACUAUCGGAUCCGUUGUGAGGAGCUUGAAAAGGAACUCCUAGAUGUAAGGUCACAGAAUGAAGAACUCACGUCUCUAGCUGAUGAAGCCCAGUCACUCAAGGAUGAAAUGGAUGUCCUUAGGCAUUCAUCCGACAAGGUGUCAAAGCUUGAGGGCACAGUAGAACACUAUAAGAAAAAACUUGAAGACAUGGGACUUCUCAGGAGACAGAUUAAGCUUUUGGAGGAAAAGAAUACUGUGCUAAUGCAGACCAACAUAAGCUUAGAAGAAGAGCUUCGAAAGGCUAAUGCCACCAAAGGCCAGUUAGAGACGUACAAGAGACAGGUUGUGGAACUUCAGAACAGACUGUCAGAAGAAUCGAAAAAGGCCGACAAGAUGGAGUUUGAGUACAAACGUGUCAAAGAGAAAGUAGACUCUUUGCAGAAAGAAAAAGAUCGUAUGCGAACAGAGAGAGAUUCUUUAAAGGAGACCAUUGAGGAGCUGCAUUGUGUCCAAGCUCAAGAGGGACAGCUUACAUCAGGUCUUCUUCCACUAACCAGCACUGAUGGCACUGAUUCGUUGGCAGCUGAGAUUACAACGCCGGAGAUUCGGGAGCAUUUAAUUCGCCUUCAGCAUGAGAACAAAAUGUUGAAGCUGGCUCAGGAGGGCUCGGAUAACGAAAAGAUUGCACUUCUACAGAGUCUGCUGGAAGACUCUAACCGAAGGAAAAGUGAACUUGAGACGGAAAACAGAUUAACCAACCAGCGCUUGAUGGAGGAACAAAGUCAGAUAGAGGAGCUACAGAAGAAUCUCCAAGAGCAAGGCUCUAAAGCAGAUGAUUCCACCAUAAUGAAGAAGAAAUAUGCAGAGCACAUGGAGAAACUACAAGAGGUGAACAAUGAGUUACUCAAGAAGAAUGCCUUCAUUGAUGAGCUGGAGCCUAAAUAUGCUGCUACCUCUCAACGAGUGGAUGAACUUGAAGAGGCCUUAAAAAAGAAAGAUGAGGAGAUGAAACAGAUGGAGGAGAGAUAUAAGAAAUACCUGGAAAAAGCUAAGAGUGUUAUUCGUACUCUGGAUCCUAAGCAGAACCAGGGCUCGGGUCCAGAAGUUCAGGCCCUCAAGAACCAGCUGCAAGAGAAAGAGAGGAUGUUGCACUCGUUGGAGAAAGAGAUGGACAAAACAAAAAGCCAAAGGGAUUAUGAGGAGAAACUGAUAGUUUCAGCCUGGUACAAUAUGGGAAUGACUUUCCAAAAGAAGGCGGCUGAAGACAGAUUGGCCAACACUGGCUCUAGUCAAUCUUUCCUGGCCCGCCAGAGGCAAGCCACCAGUUCCCGCCGCUCCUACCCAGGCCAUGUCCAGCCAGCUACCGCAAGGUAG
Messenger RNA from Nerophis lumbriciformis (worm pipefish), 2154 nucleotides. The record is from RefSeq and is a predicted model, not a curated record. NCBI's taxonomy places the organism in Eukaryota, Metazoa, Chordata, Actinopteri, Syngnathiformes, Syngnathidae.